Encephalitozoon hellem ATCC 50504 is the source of this 255-nucleotide messenger RNA. RefSeq lists its product as uncharacterized. Gene Ontology annotation, biological process: protein import into mitochondrial matrix. Bases 1 to 255 code for a protein of 84 amino acids. Gene Ontology annotation, cellular component: PAM complex, Tim23 associated import motor. Gene Ontology annotation, molecular function: ATPase activator activity. Lineage: Eukaryota; Fungi; Microsporidia; Unikaryonidae. The transcript has a single exon. The record is from RefSeq and is a predicted model, not a curated record.
AUGCUCCAGAGGUUCAGAGACUAUCUUCCAUUCAUCUCGGGCCAUCCAAGGGGAUUCAAGUCGGCGAUGGACACGGACGAGGCGCUCAAGAUUCUCUCCAUGGAGACUCGGUCCACAGACAUAAUGCAAAGAUACAUGCAGAUGAUGAGGAUCAACCAUCCAGAUAGAGGCGGAAGCCCGUACAUAGCAUCUAAGAUCAAUGAGGCAAAAAACCUACUGGCUGGGAGGAAGCUUGGCUCCUUCUGGGGCCCUUGA